Otolemur garnettii (small-eared galago) is the source of this 1943-nucleotide messenger RNA. It is a transcript of the gene IL27RA, whose product is annotated as interleukin 27 receptor subunit alpha. The transcript is spliced from 14 exons. NCBI's taxonomy places the organism in Eukaryota, Metazoa, Chordata, Mammalia, Primates, Galagidae. Gene Ontology annotation, cellular component: external side of plasma membrane; interleukin-12 receptor complex; interleukin-23 receptor complex. Gene Ontology annotation, biological process: positive regulation of activated T cell proliferation; cytokine-mediated signaling pathway. Gene Ontology annotation, molecular function: interleukin-23 binding; interleukin-12 receptor binding; interleukin-27 receptor activity. Bases 1 to 1896 code for a protein of 631 amino acids. The record is from RefSeq and is a predicted model, not a curated record.
AUGCUGGGGGCCCGCGUCACCCUCUUCUGGCUGCGGCCACUGCCAAGUCUUCGGCUACUGCCAUUUCUGCUGCCUCUGUUCGUGCUAUUCCACCAGACGUGUCCGCAGGGCAACCUCGGGCCACUGCAAUGCUACGGAGUUGAACCCAGGGGCGACUUGAACUGCUCGUGGGAGCCUCUUGGGGAUCUGGGAGCACCCUCCACGCUGCACCUCCAGAGCCUGAAGUACCACUCCAACAAAACUCACACUGUGGCAGUGCCUGCUGGGCAGAGCUGGGUGGCCAUUCCUCGGCAGCAGUUCACCGUGUUUGACAAACUCCUUGUCUGGGGGACCAAAGCAGGCCAGCCUCUCUGGCCCCCCACCUUCGUGAACCUGGAAUCCCGAAUGAAGCCAAAUGCUCCCCAGGUGGGCCCUGAUGUGGACUUUUCAGAGGAUGAACCCCUAGAGGCCAGUAUCCAGUGGACUCCACCUACAUGGCCGUCUCAUAAAGUCCUGAUCUGCCAAUUCUACUACCGAAGAUGCCAGGAGGUGACCUGGACCCUGCUGGAAUCAGAACUUACGACCAUCCCCCUGGCUCCUAUUGAGAUCCAGGAUUUGGAGCUAGGCACAGGCUAUGAGGUAUAUGGCCGCUGCCGAAUGGAGAAAGAAGAGGAUUUGUGGGGUGAGCAGAGCCCCAUUGCAUUCUUCCAGACACUGCCUUCUGCUCCAAAAGAUGUGUGGGUAUUGGGGAACCUCUGUGGCAUGUCAGGAGGACAGGAACCUCUGCUCCUUUGGAAGGGCCCAGGGUCCUGUGUGCAGGUGAGGUACCGAGUCUGGUUUGGGGUUGGAGAGCAGGAGCUGGGUCCAGAAGAGAUUGUCCCCUGCUGCAACUUCUCCAUCCCCACUUGGGCAGAAUGGGCCAAGGUGUCUGUCAUCAAUGCCACAAGCUGGGAUCCUCUCACCAACCUUUCUUUGGUCUGUUUGGCUCCAGGCUCUGGCCCCCAUGGUGUGGAGGUCAGUGGCAUCACUGGGGGCACAGAGCUGCUGGUGACCUGGCAACAGGGCCCUGGGGAGCCACAGGAACAUGUGGUAGACUGGGCUCGGGAUGGCGAGGAGGAAUUCAACUGGAUCCGGCUUCCCCCUGGCAACCUCAGUGUUCUGUUACCAGGGAAUUUUGAAGAAGGAGUCCCCUAUCGAAUCACAGUGACUGCAGUCUCUGCUUCAGGCUUGGCCCCGGCACCUCAUGUCUGGGGGUUCAGAGAGGAACUAGUACCCAUAGCGGGGCCAGUGCUCUGGCGACUCCAAGAUGCCCCCCCAGGAACUCCCACCAUAGCGUGGAGAGAAGUCCCUAGGCGGCAACUCCGGGGCCACCUUACCCACUAUACCUUGUGUGCACAGAGUGGAACCAGGCCCUCCGUUUGCAUGAAUGUGAGUGGCAACACCCAGAAUGUCACACUGCCUGACCUUCACUGGGGCCCCUGUGAGCUGUGGGUAAUGGCAUCCACCAUCGCGGGACAGGGUCCACCUGGUCCCAGCCUCUGGCUUCACCUACCAGAUAAUACCUUGAGAUGGAAAGUUCUGCCAGGCGUCCUGUUCCUUUGGGGCUUGCUUCUGAUGGGCUGUGGGCUCAGCCUAGCCACCCUGGGAAGGUGCCUCCACCUGUGGCACAAGGUACUGCCUCACUGGGUCUGGGAUAAGGUUCCUGAUCCUGCCCACAGCAAUUCUGGCCAGCCUCAUAUGGAGGAGGUGCCCCAAGCCCAGUCCCUUAGGGACUUCCCCAUCCUGGAAGUGGAGGUGAUGGAGCCACUGCCGGUUUUGGAGUCCCCCCAGGCCUCUACCCUGCUUGACUAUGGUUAUGAGAAACACUUCCUGCCCACACCUGAGGAGCUGGGCCUUCUGGAGACCCCCAGGGCCUAGGUUCCAGCCUGAACCUUACCUCAGAGUCUGGGAGGUACAAGCCAGGC